CUUAUAUUCAGCAGUAAAUAUCAUGUGAUCCGAAAGUUGAGUCAGAAAGUUGUUGACAUUUCUAAAAUAUUUUUUAUGCUGGUACUUUAUUAAACAUUCAACCAUGUCGAAGGCGCCAACAAAAAUGAAGAAGAAGGUGCUGCUAAUGGGUAAAAGUGGAUCAGGGAAAACCAGCAUGAGGUCCAUUAUUUUUGCCAAUUAUAUUGCAAGGGACACAAGAAGACUAGGAGCAACAAUUGAUGUGGAACAUUCACAUGUACGUUUCCUGGGAAACCUUGUCCUAAAUCUUUGGGACUGUGGAGGACAGGAAGCAUUCAUGGAGAACUAUUUUGCGAGUCAGAGAGACAACAUUUUCCGUAACGUGGAGGUCCUGAUCUACGUGUUUGACGUGGAGAGUCGGGAGCUGGAGAAGGACAUGCAUUACUAUCAGUCCUGUCUAGAGGCCAUUCUACAGAACUCGCCCGAUGCCAAGGUCUUCUGUCUCGUCCACAAAAUGGACCUCGUGCAGGACGAUCAGAGAGAUAUGAUAUUCAGAGAAAGAGAAGAGGAUCUAAAGAGAUUAUCAAAACCACUGGAUUGUACUUGUUUUGCUACAUCUAUCUGGGAUGAAACUCUGUAUAAGGCCUGGUCUAACAUUGUUUAUCAGCUGAUUCCUAAUGUUCAGCAGUUAGAAGCCAACCUGACCAAUUUUGCCAACAUAAUCGAGGCAGACGAAGUCCUCCUGUUUGAAAGGGCAACAUUCCUGGUAAUUUCUCACUGCGAGAGAAAACACCACCCUGACCUCCACAGGUUUGAGAAGAUCAGUAACAUCAUUAAGCAGUUUAAACUAAGCUGUAGCAAACUAGCAGCCACAUUUCAGGGAAUGGAAGUCAGCAAUAAGAAUUUCUCGGCGUACAUCGACGUCUUUACAUCCAACACCUAUGUAAUGGUAGUCAUGUCAGAUCCCACUAUACCUUCAGCAGCAACACUUAUCAACAUUAAAAAUGCCAGGAAACAUUUUGAGAAAUUAGAAAGGGUUGAUGCUGGACAUUCCUCAAUAGCCUCAAGAUAGGGAAGAGGAAGAGGAAUUCCUAAUGUAAAAACUGGUCAUACACUCAGACUGACCCAGUGCCAAUGAACCGCUACCAAAGUGUUAAAACUGUUAAGACUUCUGAUAAACUAACUAGGCAUGUAAGGUGCAUACAUGCUGUCUAUAUCAGGAUAAACAAAUUCUACUAACAGGGUGAUCUUAUACAAAUGAGAUAUAAACAUAAAGGUAUACUGCUAGAAAGGUCGAGAGGUAAGCUGCUGUUAUUGUGAAUGAAUGUGUUGUUGUCUGUCUCUGUUUUUUUUCUUUCUUGCUGGUAUUUUUGAGUUACGGAAAACUGCACCUGUAGGUGUAUAAUUCAUUUUUUUUUUACAUGUACUUAAAUAGACUGACUUGCAUUUUCUGUAUUUCAUGUACACAUGUAAUAUAUGACAUUACCAUGGAUUGGUUACAACUCAGUGUUAUUGUAAAUUGUUGUUUUGAUGUAAAGAAGAACAUUUAAGACAUAUUGUGUAUUGGAAUCAUGUUUUUAAACCAGUGUCUGUUAAGCUGCAUUAAAAUUAUUUAAAUGUGA
This is a messenger RNA of Saccostrea cuccullata (small rock oyster), 1601 nucleotides long. Its product is annotated as ras-related GTP-binding protein A. Gene Ontology annotation, cellular component: nucleus; Gtr1-Gtr2 GTPase complex; lysosome. Bases 104 to 1051 code for a protein of 315 amino acids. The transcript is spliced from 8 exons. Gene Ontology annotation, biological process: cellular response to starvation; negative regulation of autophagy. Gene Ontology annotation, molecular function: GTP binding; GTPase activity. The record is from RefSeq and is a predicted model, not a curated record. Lineage: Eukaryota; Metazoa; Mollusca; Bivalvia; Ostreida; Ostreidae.